AAGUAAAAGCAAACAAUCUAUUUUUCAUUUGAAUUAAAGAAAAAAAACAAACACAAAACACGCUUCUCUUGUUGAGAAGCUAGCAAAACAACACUAAACCUGAAACAAACGUAAAUCCGCCGCAACAACCCAGUUUUUUCCGACGGCGUACAAGCUUCCUCCGCCGUAACGCCGUCGUUUAAUACCAAGAAGCUUGAUUAGGUUUCCGUAGUGUGUGAUUUGUGAGAUUCGUUAAACCCUAGCUCUACUACUUUAUAAUUCCUGUGAUGAUCUUUAGCUAGAUUGAGAGAUCGAAGUGAUUUGAUUACUCUAGUGAUGUAUUUGAUCGUUUGAUUUUGGGUUUGAAUUUUCCCCUUUUUAGACGUAAUCGGAAAUUUCUAUGUUCGGAGAGUUUUGAUUCUUUCUGUAAUUAACUUUACUUUUUCGUUAUCGUUUACUUGUAUGUAAUCUCUUUGUGUGUCUUUCAAGUUGCUGAAGUUUUUUCAAUACUUUGAUUUUUAAGCUAAGCAUCUUUAUCAUCUCUCUGUUUAUCUAUUGAUAUAGCUAUGUUCUAGGGUUUGUUUCCAUUAUCCUUGAUCGGUUUUGGUUGGUUUAAUGUAUAGAACAGUGAUUUUUUCCUGUUUUGAUGGCUUACAAAUAGUGAUUUUAUGUCUCUGAUAUUGAAUUUUGGCUUCAGUUUUAAGGUUCUGAACACUGAUGUCAAACCCAUUGAAAGAGUCAAGAGAGGAUAUUGCAAAUUCUACUCCUCACAUGAGGGAUAAUGAGUAUGUUCGGCUAGUUGUGGCUCAUGAAGCCUCCCCAGCUGAAACCGUGUUGUCUCUAUCGCAAUCAGAGGUGCAGAGUAAGAAAUUUAUGUGGUGGUUAAAAGCUUUGGGAAUAUGUGCAGUUGCUCUCUUGCUUACGCUUGUUUUCGGAAAAUGGGGAGUUCCGUUUGUGUUUCAAAAGGUUCUUAUUCCAAUUUUGCAAUGGGAAGCAACUGCGUUUGGCCGUCCUAUGCUCGCGAUUGUCCUUGUUGUUUCCUUGGCUUUGUUUCCUGUGUUCUUGAUACCUUCUGGUCCUUCCAUGUGGUUAGCUGGGAUGAUUUUUGGUUAUGGUCUCGGUUUUGUUAUUAUCAUGGUUGGAACCACCAUUGGCAUGGUUCUCCCUUACUUAAUCGGGCUUAUGUUCCGUGAUCGCCUCCAUCAAUGGUUAAAAAGAUGGCCUCGUCAAGCUGCUGUUCUAAGACUAGCUGCAGAAGGAAGCUGGUUCCAUCAAUUCAGAGUCGUGGCAAUCUUUCGGGUUUCCCCAUUUCCUUACACGAUUUUUAACUACGCAAUCGUCGUGACAAGCAUGAGAUUCUGGCCUUACUUCUUCGGAUCCAUAGCAGGAAUGAUACCAGAAGCUUUCAUCUACAUUUACAGCGGUCGGUUAAUCAGAACAUUCGCAGAUGUGCAAUACGGACAUCAACGUUUGACAACAGUGGAGAUUGUGUACAAUGUAAUCUCCUUAGUCAUUGCGGUUGUGACCACUGUUGCUUUCACUGUGUACGCGAAAAGAGCUUUGAGAGAGCUUCAAAACGCAGAAGCUAAUGAAGAUGAAGAAGUUCAAGUAAGAAAAGUGAGAUUCGAGAUGAAGAACGUAGUUCAGCACGAAGAAGAUAAUCAUCAGCGUUUGCCUUAGCCGAAAGUUGACACAAAGCUAAGAUAGGUUUGUAUAAAGCUUUGAACGUUGACAUGUUCUUCAGCAGGAUUUAGAGUAAAUAACAAAAGGGGUAAAAAAAGUCUGAUAUAGUAGGAAGACUAAGACUAGUCAAGAUUGGAUUUAUAUUAGUGUGACUGAUUCCAAUUAUUGAAACAAAUAAAAGAAGCAUUUAGGCUAAAAUAGUGUAUGAAAAUAUGGAUGCUCAUGCUCUCUUUGAUCUAGUAGUGUAUAUUUUAAUCUACGGUUGUCCAGGAGUUUUUAGAUUUGCUUUUUAGGCAUUACUUAAACCACAUUUGUACAAUUCAUUAGACAAUUGAUUAUUCAUUUCACUUCUUAGCCAUGAAACAAUGUUAAGAGCAACCCCAAUGGUUGGGUCGUUAAUAGUGUUCUUCCGAUUUUUUUAAUCUUAAAUUUUGUGAAU
This is a messenger RNA of Arabidopsis thaliana (thale cress), 2101 nucleotides long. Its product is annotated as SNARE associated Golgi protein family. The coding region runs from base 697 to 1659 and encodes 320 amino acids. The transcript has 4 exons. The record is from RefSeq and is marked reviewed. NCBI's taxonomy places the organism in Eukaryota, Viridiplantae, Streptophyta, Magnoliopsida, Brassicales, Brassicaceae.